Molecule: messenger RNA, 525 nt
Organism: Metarhizium acridum CQMa 102
Lineage: Eukaryota; Fungi; Ascomycota; Sordariomycetes; Hypocreales; Clavicipitaceae
Source: RefSeq, a predicted model, not a curated record
AUGAUUGCCAAAACUUUCAUUGCCGUCUUAGCUUCUGCUACGACCGUUCUUGGAGCACCAUACACAUACGACAACGACCAAGCUAUCGUUCCUGUACAGGUCCCCGAGCAUGAAAUUGUACAGUCUAAUAACGGUCCUGUCGCCAACGUCUUCGCUGGCUCCGAUGAUUUUUCGCGACCUCACGAGAAACCAUAUUGGCCAGCAAUAUCAAACCCAGAAGAGUACGAAGAAAUUGACGGCUGGGUGCUUUUCAGCGAAGAAAAGUUACAGGCCCGCAUCCACGGCAACACUUUCUGGAAUGUCAAGGGUAAACUGGACGACAGGUUCCCGGUUGGUAGCUUCAAGUUUGAUCCCGUCACUUUUAGGCUUAGGCACCCUGAAGAUUACAAGGGAAGAUUUACCGGAUACGCUGGCAGAGGACAAAUCGUUUUGCGGUGGGAGAAGUCGGGUGCUACUAUUUCUGGCAGAAGCCCGAUUGGUGAUUUUCCCAUUGAGGGAGAAAGCUAUGUUGAUUACUCUCCAUGA